Gasterosteus aculeatus aculeatus (three-spined stickleback) is the source of this 3516-nucleotide messenger RNA. RefSeq names its product protein kinase C and casein kinase substrate in neurons 2 (gene pacsin2). The record is from RefSeq and is a predicted model, not a curated record. Gene Ontology annotation, molecular function: phospholipid binding; protein binding. NCBI's taxonomy places the organism in Eukaryota, Metazoa, Chordata, Actinopteri, Perciformes, Gasterosteidae. Gene Ontology annotation, cellular component: plasma membrane; endosome; cytoplasm. Gene Ontology annotation, biological process: cytoskeleton organization; plasma membrane tubulation; regulation of endocytosis.
UGACCGUGCUGCGGCUAACUGACGGAUCGCGUCUGUCAGUCGGUCGAUGCUGCGUUUGCCGCUGAGCAGAAAUAAACGGACGAAAAGAUUCGGAAAUUGACACCCGCCAAGAGGAUUAAACUCUCCCGUUGAACAUAACCCGUCCACGGGAACAAACCGGCGCCAGGUCCUUCUCACAGAGUGUUUCUAAGGACAGCAGCGAUGUCGGGCUCUUACGAUGAAUCCAUGAUCGACGUCUCCAGUGAUAGUUUUUGGGAGGUCGGCAACUACAAACGAUCAGUGAAACGGGUGGACGAUGGCAGUCGGCUCUGCACUGAUCUGAUGAGCUGUCUUCAUGAGCGAGCGCGUAUUGAAAAGUCCUACGCCCAGCAGCUGACCGAGUGGGGAAAGCGUUGGCGGCAACUCAUAGAAAAGGGCCCUCAGUACGGCACGUUGGAGCGGGCGUGGUCAGCUCUGUGCACGGAGGCGGAGAAGGUGAGCGAGCUCCACAUGGAGGUGAAAUCGGCCCUGAUGGGAGAAGACUACGAGAAGCUGAAGAACUGGCAGAGAGACUCGUACCACAAACAGAUGAUCGGCGGCUACAAAGAGACCAAAGAGGCCGAGGACGGCUUCCGCAAGGCCCAGAAACCCUGGGCAAAGAAACUCAAAGAGAUGGAGACAAUGAAGAAGUCUUACCACUCUGCCUGUAAAGAAGAGAAGCUGGCAGCCAGCAGGGAGGCCAACAGCAAACUGGAGAGCAACAACAACCCCGAAGCCCAAAAGAAGCUCCAGGAAAAGGUGGAGAAGUGUCAGCAGGAGGUGCAGAAGACUAAAGAACGCUAUCAGAAAUCACUGGAGGAACUCGACAAGUUGACCCCUCAGUACAUGGAGAACAUGGAGCAGGUGUUUGAACAGUGGCAGCAGUUUGAAGACACACGAAUCUGCUUCUUCAGAGAGCUGCUGCUGGAGGUUAAACAGCACCUGGAUCUCUCAACCAAUCACAGAUUCCAGACAAUCUACCAGACGCUGGAGGACACGGUCUCUGCUGCCGACGCUGAGGACGACCUGAAGUGGUUCCGGUCCAAUCACGGGCCUGGCAUGCCGAUGAACUGGCCCCAGUUUGAGAAUGUGGACUGCUCCCAUCCUCGCUCCUUUAGAAGAAGGUCCAUUGUAGACUGGUCCAUAGACCUGAACCGAACCCUCAGCAAGCGAGAAAAGAAAAAGCCAUCCGACGGCGUCACACUGACGGGCAUCAGUCAAAGUGGGUCAGACCAGCCUGUUCAGCCUGUCAAGACCAGCAGCAGCCUGACUGUGCCCACUAACACGGCGCCAGUGGGCUCAAACCCCUUUGACGAUGGAGGAGAAGAAGAAGAAGAGGAGGAGGAGGAGGAGCGGCAGCAACAGGAGGAGGAGAAGACGGCCGUGGAGAAGCCGACCACAGUCAACCACAUCAGUGUGAAUAAAGAGGAAAUAAAAACUGCGAGCAGCGUGGAGAAGACUACCGAAUGGUCCGACGAAGACACGGGCGGUAACCCGUUCUCCUCCAACGGCGACGGUAAUCCGUUCGAAGACGAGCCGGCUUCUCCGGGCGUAUCUGUGGCUGUCAGAGCGCUCUAUGACUACGAUGGGCAGGAGCAGGACGAGCUGACCUUCAAAGCGGGGGAGGAAUUUACCAAAGUCGGAGAAGAAGACGAUCAGGGUUGGUGCAAAGGCCGGCUUAAGAGUGGACAAACGGGCCUCUACCCUGCUAACUACGUGGAAGACAUCCAGUAAUACAUGUAUCACGAAAGAAUAAAUGUGAAGAAAGAGAAGAGUGGUCUGUUAGGAAUCGACAGUGCGUCUGGAAACCGGGACUCUUCUGCCUUAUUUUGAACCCUUUUGUCUCCCUGUCGGUGAAGACGGGACUGUUGUCGGAGAGAAGCGGCAGAUUAUUAAAGGACCACUUGAGAUGUUGCUUUUCACAGAUCGACAGGCUUCAGAUGGAAGUCUGCAACAAGCGUCCACACGAUUCCAGGCCGAGAAGAUCACACAACUAUUGCUGUCACUGUAAGAUCUCUUGUGUUACUUAGAAUCCCAUUUACGCUGUUACAAAAAUAAUAGCCUUUCAAGUGUAUAUUAGAUAAAAAUAAAUGUAUGCGUGAAUAUGCAUUUAUAUAUAUUGUGUAAACAAAACACUGGGACGGCACUCUGACAAAUCGUCUUGCGAUGUUACAUGCAGCCUUAAUAUGCGAGCCACUCUGGAUUGUUUAAGGGAGAGGACCCUUUUUAUAACAUAAUUAUCUAUUCUAGGUUUGAACCCAUUUCCGCCAGCUAGAAUCCAGUCCAUAACUGUUAACUCGUUUGUGAUUUUCUUUCUUUGACAAAGUAGGCCCAUUUGAGACUAGAGUGACAGGUUUAACCUGAUUUUUAAAAUGUGUGCUCAAAUUGUUCAUUCCUUUUUGGGUUCAGUAUUUUCCAUUCAGUUCAUUAGCUGUUCUAGUCAUAAGGAAUAAUCAAAUUAAUUGGAGAUUAAUGAUUGAUGUUUUUAUUGAGUUCACAGUGGUUUGGUUCCUGUAGUCAUUGCAAUUGAAUGUACAUUCACUGAUUGUAUUUUGCCAAUUUUAAUUGUUCAGUUCUGCAGAUGUUAGUUUUUUUUCUUGUACUGAUCCAUUAACCCCCUGAACAAACCCUUCUGAAGCCACACACGCACACACACACACACACACACACACCUCAUCCAACAAUGACAGUUUUUCACAAACGUUUAUCUCACUUGAAUCUCCAUGUUGUAAUUUAUCUCACUUCAGGCUAAACUUAUAAGCUAUCAGAGUAUUGUAGUGUUUUGGGGGGGCGGUGGGGGGAGUAUAUUACAAUUUAUUGCAAUAAACCACAGCAGAGUACGGUAUUACAUACUCGCAUGUAAAUAGCCUGGAUGAAUAAUAUUAGAACAAAUUAAGCAUUGAUAUCAGACGAUAUGUAGUUUGAAAUUGAUUGUUAAUUUAUGAUGCCGCAAGUGCUUUUGUUCUACUCUUGUUAAAAUUCUGUGACUGAGAAUCAGUUUGUAUGGAAAUUAUAUUUUAUGGCAAAUAUCCCUUUAAUCUGUAACUAUGCUAUAUUUGUAAAUAGAAUUAUUUUUCCUGUCACAGAGGGACAUAUAAAUUGAAUUUAUCAGCAAGUAUGUGAAUAAUUGUUAAUUUUCCCGUUCGUAGCUUCAAUAAGAAUGGAUCUACCUGAUUUAAUUACCGGAUUACCUACAUAUGUUUUAAUCAUCAAGUAUUUUAUUUAGGCUUGUGUUUUUGCAGAGAUGAACUGCAGGCUUUUCAUUUGUAGACUCCAAAUUAUUUUCCCAGUGCAUUGAGAAAGUCAUUGAAAGAAUGCUAUUUGAUUCCUUUAACUGCAGCACAAGAGGAAGACGAAUUAUUAUUAAUGUUCAGAAGGAAGACAUUUGCUAUGUUUUCAGGCAUGCUGACGUCAAAACGCAGCGGCAGCUGUACUUGCACAGUGAGGUUUGUAAAUGUUGUCCCGCAACAUAAUAAAUGAAUUUAUUGGAAAAAAAUA